AAAAUGAAGCAACAUCGGAUUUUAACAUUAUUUUUUAUUGUUGGUGUUUUUCUGGGAAUUUACAUGGUGAACGGUGAGAAGGAUUUCAGAGAUUCGAGAGGAAACAAGAGGAUAACGCAAAUUCACGUAAAAUUCGAUAAACGAAUAUCCCCGCCGACAACAUUCUCGAACUCCCCCAACCGAUCUACAGAGCUUUACUCUUGUCCGGACCCAUUCUUGCCUAACCUCACUCCAUCUGUUAAAAGCUACCUGGUGUUGCCUAACAAACGCGAAUGUCAGGCCAUAACAGUUCUGUGUCUUAACGCCAGUUUAUUGAUGUUCUUGAGUGUGACAUUUUUCUAUAUCGGAGAUCAUCGGAAAAUACAGUGUUUAGACGAUUAUACGCAGGCAGAUAUGGCAAAUAACUCGUUGUGUGGAGUACAAGGAAUAGUCCUAACUUUCGCAACCUACGCCACAAUUCUUUAUUGCUUUCUCCUUAUUAUUCAGUUGCAUUUCCAAACAGUCUGGCGAUGCGGAAUUAUCCAACGACAUUACUUGAUCGCUCAAGGUCUCGUUCUCUUCAUUUCUUUGAUAUUCACCGUCCUUCCGGCAGCCACACAACAAAUCUCGUUUGAAUUUGGAGCCUCUCAAUGUUUGUUGAACGAUGAUUUCGACUUCGAAGACUCUUUAUGCGAGAGCUCAGUCUCCACCACGAUUCAAUCGGUCACCGGAAAAGAGGUGCUCAACUCUAUAAAGAUUCAGUGGAGAGCUUUGGCACUAUCUAUGAUAUUUUUAGUUACCUUUAUGGUUUAUUGGCUUUUCAUACACGUCGCUGAAACAAAACUGACGCCCUUGAAAGGCCCCUCAGAAUCGCCAUCUUGGAUAAUUGAAUGGAUAAAUUGCAUCCUAAACAACAACUCCCAGGAUUAUUGUUAUUCAACUAUUUCCAAAUAUUAUGUUCCCAGCAUAAAACUUAUGUGGGUGGCCGAAUCUCUGACCGCCAUUCUUGGUAUAAAUACGUUCGUGGUGUUUGGAACAAAUAUAAAUCUGUGGAAUGAGUGGAAAGCUUGGUUUCGGAAUCGAUACGGAGGUGUAGAUAAAUAG
Messenger RNA from Acaulospora colombiana, 1083 nucleotides. The record is from the annotation of a GenBank genome assembly. NCBI's taxonomy places the organism in Eukaryota, Fungi, Glomeromycota, Glomeromycetes, Diversisporales, Acaulosporaceae.